Heterobasidion irregulare TC 32-1 is the source of this 805-nucleotide messenger RNA. RefSeq lists its product as uncharacterized. The record is from RefSeq and is a predicted model, not a curated record. Lineage: Eukaryota; Fungi; Basidiomycota; Agaricomycetes; Russulales; Bondarzewiaceae. The transcript has 6 exons. The coding region runs from base 47 to 703 and encodes 218 amino acids. Gene Ontology annotation, cellular component: membrane; cytoplasm.
CUCAAUCGCAAUUCCUCGUUUCCUGAGCGUUCACGACCUCGACACCAUGAGUCUCGCGUCAGGCAAACCGUCAGCCAGACACCCUCUACUUGUUGCAUACCUCGCACAGCUCACUGCCAAUCCCCUGCGGACCAAAGCUCUCACCACAGGCAUCCUCUGUUUCCUUCAAGAAGUGCUCGCGUCUCACUUCGCCGGAGUACCAGCACAGCGUCUGUCCAAGGAAAGCCCACUGUACUACCAUGCCCUUGCCCGCGCCAGGGUCGAUACAAAGGCGCUGAAAAUGGGGUUGUAUGGUCUUCUCGUGUCCGCGCCGCUCGGGCAUGUCCUCAUUGGAGCCUUGCAGCGCGCAUUUGCGGGCAAGACUGGGCGUGCAGCCAGGUUAGGCCAGAUCCUGUCGAGUAACCUGUUCAUUGCACCCAUUCAGACUGCUGUGUAUUUGGCGUCAAUGGCUGUGGUCAACGGCGCAAAGUCGGUUGAUGAGAUCGUCAAGACUGUGAAGGGCGGAUUUUUCUCUGUCAUUCGGGUGAUGUGGGUCAGCUCACCUUUGUCAAUCAUCUUCGCUCAAACAUUCCUCGCCCCGGAGCUCUGGGUGCCUUUCUUUAAUCUCGUCGGCUUUACCAUGGGUACGUACUUCAAUACCCGCGUUAAGCAAAUUCGGCUCGCGGUCGAAAAGAAACAGAAGAAAGAUGAACAGGACAAGUAAUCAUGCCAUCGUGAUUUAUGUAUUACAUAUAGGAGCAUCUCUGUAAUCUUGUGAUACGUUUGCUGUGUUUUAUGUUCAUAACCCACAUUGAUAGUCAACCUU